Homalodisca vitripennis (glassy-winged sharpshooter) is the source of this 963-nucleotide messenger RNA. RefSeq lists its product as uncharacterized. Bases 212 to 538 code for a protein of 108 amino acids. Lineage: Eukaryota; Metazoa; Arthropoda; Insecta; Hemiptera; Cicadellidae. The transcript is spliced from 3 exons. The record is from RefSeq and is a predicted model, not a curated record.
UCGCUAUUUCGAGUCACCGUUACAGUUUUCCUCCCUGGUGACCUUGAGACCUUGACCUUGUUCGCACAUCUGUGUUGUGCUGGGCUUUCCGGUCGGUAGUCUUCAUUUCGCUCUGCAUCGCCAGCUUGUCACCAGGUUUUACUCUCCACUUUCUCUUCUUUCUUUUGCUGAAAGCUUUGUUUUAAAACACAAAGUUUAAAUUGUGUGCGUCAUGAAAAUUACAUUUUUUUGUGUUCUUGUAGUAAUUUACUACUUACAUCCUACUGUGUCAGUUCCUCCUCCAUGUGUGGAAGACGGCCAAGAAUACCCUCCAGAGGCGCAGUGGACGGUGGUGGUCAAUGGAGAAUGUGAGGGAAGGAGCUGCUCACGAACUGGUGAACUGUCCAUGUCAGGGUGUCCCAAAAUACAAGCUCCGAGAGGGCUGCUACGUGACUCGAGGAGAUCUGACCAAGAGCUACCCCGACUGCUGCCCCAAGCCGGUCUGUCCGCCGCCGCCAUAGACGGAGCUGGACACAGAGCCCGGAGUAAAAGCAAUUAGCGAAUAACAUAUUAUGAGCGUUUCCAGUUAUUGUCAACCCGCCCUCUAUGUGUCUAGAAGUUUAUGAACUCGUGUACAGGUUAUUUUACAGUGUUUUGUAUGCUGAUGAUUUGAAACUGUAUGGAAAAAUUCGAGACAAUAACUACGUUUCUGAACUGCAAUCAACGCUAAAUCUACUUAGCCUUUGGUGCUUAAACAACAACUUGUUUUUAAAAUGUAAAGAAAUGUUUUUCGAUUACUUAUUCUAGGAAAAACAUUUUUAACUCUACCAGAAUACUCUAUUAAUGUAACUCUCUAGCUCUCUGCACCUAGCUACAAUUAGUAACUCAUGUUAAAGAUCUUUGACUCGACUUUUACGUUUGACAAUCACCUUAAUUUUAUCAUAAAUGGAUGCCAUGGGAUGUUGGGCUUUGUAAUUUAUUAGA